AUGAAGACUCUCUCGGCAGCGCUCGCGCUGAUCGCGCCUGUUCAGGCCGGCCUCCGCUUCCCCUGUUCGACCCUGACUAUCCAACGCCUCGACCCCGUCGUCCAGCCGGGCGCCAUCCCGGCCGCCCAUGUCCACCACAUCGUCGGCGGCAACGCCUUCAACGCCACGAUGGAAGGUGACGUUGGCGCGAGGGCCACCUGCACAACCUGCCAGAUGGCUGAGGACUUUUCGAACUACUGGACUGCCCACUUGUACUUCAAACACCCCAACGGUUCUUACCACCGCGUCCCUGUUCUCCCUGUUCAGCCCCUACUAGGCGGCUCGCAGGGCGCCCAGGGUGGACUCACCGUCUACUACACCCAGUUCGACCUGUCGAGGGAUAAUCUCAACCAGCAGAAAGUCACGGCCUUCAAACCGGGUUUCCGCAUGACCGUGGGCAGCCCAACCGUGACCGGCAAGCCGCAAGUCGGCCUCCGCUACCAGUGCCUGCAGGGCCAGAACCGAGGCCGCGAGCUGGACAACUUCCCCACGGGGCCCUGCUCGGGCGGCAUCUUUACCACACACCAUUUUCCCGCCUGCUGGGACGGCAAGAACCUCGACAGCCCCGACCACCAAUCACACAUGUACAACACGAUCCGCUACGACGGUUUCAUGAACGCUCCUGCCUGCCCCUCCUCGCACCCGGUCCGCAUGCCGCAGGUCACGUACGAAACCGUGUGGGACACCACCAAAUUCAACUCGAUGUGGCAGUCGGGACAGCCGAAUCCCUUCGUCUGGAGCUUUGAAGGAACGGCUGGGGGAAGCCAUGCGGACUAUAUGUUUGGCUGGAAAGGUGAUUCUUUGCAGAGGGCGAUGGAUAAGUCUGAGUGUUUCUAUGAUGGUUGCGGUUCGAUCACCAAGCAGGCGAUGAGUGUGGCGAAUCAGUGCACGAUUAAGGAGACCGUGCGCGAGCAGACGGAUGGCUGGUUGAUGAAACUUCCGGGCCGUGACUAA
Messenger RNA from Chaetomium globosum CBS 148.51, 993 nucleotides. RefSeq lists its product as uncharacterized. The record is from RefSeq and is a predicted model, not a curated record. Bases 1 to 993 code for a protein of 330 amino acids. The transcript is spliced from 4 exons. Lineage: Eukaryota; Fungi; Ascomycota; Sordariomycetes; Sordariales; Chaetomiaceae.